This is a messenger RNA of Acomys russatus (golden spiny mouse), 2415 nucleotides long. RefSeq names its product leucine rich repeat containing 34 (gene Lrrc34). The record is from RefSeq and is a predicted model, not a curated record. Lineage: Eukaryota; Metazoa; Chordata; Mammalia; Rodentia; Muridae. The transcript has 11 exons. The coding region runs from base 608 to 1909 and encodes 433 amino acids. Gene Ontology annotation, molecular function: protein binding.
CUACAAAGAUGCUAAGACUCCACAGGGCUAUGACCUUGUCUGCGCCUUAUUCUAUGUAUUGACUGUACCUGUGCCCCUGCAGCGCCCUGGGGCUAUCUCAGACUAGUUAGGUAAUCGGCUAUUCAAGGAAGCUGCCAGAGGGCUCCACUCAAUCACAAAACCCCUUCGCUACUACAGCCUUUCACACUUGGAAGUUCUACCAUCAGAUUCUAAACUUAGCUUUUGGCAUACGGGGAGAAAGGUUGGGUCACCAGGGUUUACCCUGGUCCCUAAGCCCCGCAGGCGAGGCUCCCAAUCCUUAAGGCUCCUUCUUCAGUGUCUGUAUCUCAGAGUGGGUAGGCUUAAAGUGAGUAAUCACUACUGCCUCGAGGUUACAGGGCGCCCCGCCCUGCCAGCCGUGGCCCCGCCUCUUCCCUCUUCCUCCCGCAGGAAGCGCCUGUGGUUGCCAUGGGAGCGGGAGCGACUCCGUUGCUGGCCUGGUUGUGGUCUCAGCCCUGUGAGGACCCAGCUGGAGCAGUCUGGAGAGAAACCCCAGCGGCAGCCUUCCUCUUCAGCAGUUCGGGCCGGCAAGGCGAGCUGAGUAAGGGGCACCCGGUCCUGCGGCUCCAUGCUAAGGGAAGGGCGGGCGAAGCUGCCUGCAGAGGCUCCAGCUCCAGAGUCUACGAGUAACCUCGAGGAACAGUAUUCUAACCUUUGUUCAGAAAACAUACGGAAAAGCAAUCCUUUUAUACUGGAUAUACUCAAAAGAGUGGAUGAAGAAAUCGAAAAGGGAUCAAAAGAAGGAAUCACAUUAAACAUUGGCGGUAACAAUCACUUAGUCCCAGUACAAAGAGUGUCAGGUGACGAUUUUUGGCUUCUUUCCAAAGUUUUAAGGACCCAGUCGUGUAUCAGUGGUGUGGAUGUGAGGUAUAACCUCAUAAGGGAUGUUGGUGCCUACUAUGCUGCAAAGCUGCUGCAGAAACAACAGAGCAUCACUUACUUAAACCUUAUGUUUAAUGAUAUUGGACCCGAAGGUGGAGAGCUGAUUGCUAAGGCACUACACAAAAACAAAACUCUCAAAUACUUGCGAAUGACUGGGAAUAAGAUUGGGAACACAGGCGGCAUGUCUUUUGCUGCAAUGCUGCAGAUUAACUCAUCUCUGGAGAAACUGGAUCUGGGUGACUGUGACCUGGGACUGCAGAGUGUGAUAGCAUUUUCCACAGUACUAACUCAAAACCAAGCAAUCAAGGGGAUCAACCUGAACCGACCUAUACUGUACGGAGAACAGGAAGAGUCUACAGUCCACACGGGCCACAUGUUGAAAGAAAACCACUUCCUUGUUGAACUGCACAUGUGUAAACAUGAUAUAAAAAAUUACGGUAUGCAACAGCUAUGCAACGCACUGUAUCUCAACAGUAGCCUACGCUACCUUGAUGUCAGCUGCAAUAAAAUAACUCGUGAUGGAAUGGUGUACCUGGCUGAUGUCCUGAAAAGCAAUACUACUGUGGAAGUAAUAGAUCUUUCUUUUAACAGAAUAGAAACCACAGGUGCAAAGUACCUCAGCGAAACUUUGUCUUCCCACAACAGGAGUCUUAAAGCAUUGUCUGUAGUCAGCAACAAGAUAGAUGGAGAAGGGCUUGUUGCACUUUCACAAUCCAUGAAAAUAAACCUCACAUUAUCUAAUAUCUACAUUUGGGGCAACAAAUUUGACGAGGCUACGUGUGUGGCAUAUUCAGACUUGAUGAAAAGUGGCCGGCUACGGCCAGAUAAUACAGAUGUGGAGCCGUACGAGGUGGAUGGACGUGUGUACCUUGCCGAGGUCUCCAAUGGCCUUAAGAGGCACUAUUACUGGACGCCGAGGUGUGGAGAUGCUUAUGCCUACUCCUCUACCGCAGGCUUUGCGCUUGUUCCUGUUGGCCAAUACCUAUAAGAAACAAGCUUGAAAACAGUGUCACACAUUUGUCUCGUCAUUUUAGAGACUAAGAUUAUAGUCUACUUUUUCUUUUAUAAACUAAUACAAGUUAUUCUUAUCAAAUUCGUGAAACUUUGUGUACUUGCCCCUUGUUGAGGAAAAACUGAUUCUUUUAAUAUAGAGACUAAAAUUUCAACCCUGAAGAAACCACGGAACUAUAGUAGUUCUUUUUAUAAUGAAAAACAAAUAAGACAAAAAACCAAAGACAGUAAAAUAAUAAGUAAAGGUCACUAUAGACAUCUUAAACAAAUGUUAUGGCAGAAAUGAGGCAGCUGGAUAACUUCCAGUGGAUUUGAAGAGAUUUCAAAGCUCAGAAUUUCAAAAAGUAUUCUCUGUAGAUUUUUAGGCGUUACAGGUAAGUGUUAAUAACAAUUUCACAGAAACAAAAAUAAAGUUUCCUUGCAUAGGCAAUGACUACCCUGGGUUUGUGUGUCCUGUGUCUUGCUCUUACUCCUCCAGUAUUA